AUUUUCCCCCUUCCAGAGUAAGAGACUUCCAGAGAGAGAGAGAGAGAGAGAGGGAGAGAUCUCAAAACCCUUCGAUUGGUGCGGCAGCAGGAAUCCAUCCGACCGUUGAAUCAAUGGAUGCAAAGAUCGGGAAGUUCUUCGAGUCAGUGGGCUCCUUCUUCAGCAGUGGAGAUAACAUCCCCUGGUGCGAUCGCGACAUCAUCGCUGGUUGUGAGAGAGAAAUUGCAGAGGGUGGAAGUGAUGUCUCUGAAGAAGUUAAGAAUGAAAGCAUCAUGAGGUUAUCUUGGGCUCUUGUUCAUUCAAGACAGCCUGAAGAUGUGCAGCGCGGGAUAGCUAUGCUCGAAGCUACUUUGGACAGUUCGAGCAGCCCACUGCAGAAGAGAGAGAAGUUUUAUCUUCUGGCAGUUGGACACUACAGAAGCGGAGACUAUUCAAGGGCCAGGCAACUAGUGGAGCGUAGUUUGGAGAUUGCGCCAGACUGGAGGCAGGCCAUGAGUCUCAAGAAGGUGAUUGAAGAUAAAAUUGCUAAAGAUGGUGUGAUCGGCAUCGGCAUUGCUGCAACUGCUGUGGGGCUUCUGGCUGGUGGGAUCGCUGCAGCAUUGGCUCGUAAGAAAUGAAUGAACUCCUUUUGUGCAUAAUUACGUGAAUACUAGAACGGCCUUCCCUUUUUUCUUUAGAUUACAGACAUCCCUCUAAUGCCAUAAUGCAGGAGCUUUCGGCUUGUUUUGCUUUGGUCUUCUUUUACCCUUGUUCUUAAAGGCACUUAAUAAUGUGGAAAUUAAUAUCAAGAAAGAUCUGGCUACAUUUUGA
Molecule: messenger RNA, 810 nt
Organism: Magnolia sinica
Lineage: Eukaryota; Viridiplantae; Streptophyta; Magnoliopsida; Magnoliales; Magnoliaceae
Product: mitochondrial fission 1 protein A
Exons: 5
Coding region: 114-617 (167 amino acids)
Biological process (GO): mitochondrial fission; peroxisome fission; autophagy of mitochondrion
Cellular component (GO): peroxisomal membrane; mitochondrial outer membrane
Molecular function (GO): protein binding
Source: RefSeq, a predicted model, not a curated record